Messenger RNA from Camarhynchus parvulus, 5375 nucleotides. Its product is annotated as collagen alpha-1(II) chain-like. Gene Ontology annotation, cellular component: collagen type II trimer. The record is from RefSeq and is a predicted model, not a curated record. Lineage: Eukaryota; Metazoa; Chordata; Aves; Passeriformes; Thraupidae. Gene Ontology annotation, molecular function: extracellular matrix structural constituent; protein binding.
CCCGGGUCCCUCCGCCCGCUCUGGCCCCGGUGGUGGCCGGGGGAGGGCCCGGGGGGCCCGAGGAGGGCUCGGGAGGGCCGGCCCCGCUCAGGGGCCGGGGGAGGGUCCGGAGCCACCGGAGGAAGGUCCGGGGGGCCCGGCGGGGCCGGCCCGGCUCGGGUUACAGCUCCGGGGGGCGGCGGGGCCGGGACUUAAACGGGGCCGCGGGGCCGAGCGGGCACUGCCGGCCCCGGGCGCGGAUCGGGCGCAGCCGCCUCGCCAUGCCCGGACACCGCCCGGCCCCCGGCGGGCGCCGCUCCCGCCGCCCCGAGCCCGCAGCCACCGGCGCGGUCCCCGGAGCCGCCCCCCGGCCCGGGCUCCUGCUCCUCCUCCUGCUCUGCCUCGCCGCCGCCGCCGCCGCUCAGGACCGAGACCUCCCCGAGGCUGGCAGCUGCCUGCAGGACGGGCACCGCUACAGCGACAAGGACGUGUGGAAGCCGGAGCCGUGCCGGAUCUGCGUGUGCGACACGGGGACGGUGCUGUGCGACGAGAUCAUGUGCGAGGAGCUGCGGGACUGCCCCAGCCCCGAGAUCCCCUUCGGAGAGUGCUGCCCCAUUUGCCCCACCGAGCAGCCCAGCGGUUGGAAGCCUGGCCCCAAGGGACAGAAAGGUGAACCCGGUGACAUCAAAGACGUCGUAGGACCCCGAGGACCCCCGGGCCCGCAGGGCCCCGCAGGUGAGCAGGGACAGCGAGGGGACCGCGGCGAGAAGGGCGAGAAGGGCACCCCCGGCCCCCGGGGCAGGGAUGGGGAGCCCGGAACCCCAGGAAACCCCGGCCCCCCGGCGCCCCCCGGGCCCCCCGGGCCCCCGGGACCCCCCGGCCUCGGGGGAGGGAACUUCGCGGCUCAGAUGGCUGGGGGCUUCGAUGAGAAGGCUGGAGGGGCUCAGAUGGGUGUCAUGCAGGGACCCAUGGGCCCCAUGGGACCCCGCGGCCCCCCCGGCCCCUCCGGCUCCCCCGGUCCCCAAGGAUUCCAAGGCAACCCCGGCGAGCCCGGCGAGCCUGGCGCUGCUGGUCCGAUGGGUCCCCGGGGACCUCCGGGACCUCCUGGCAAACCCGGUGACGACGGCGAGACCGGCAAACCCGGGAAAUCCGGCGACCGCGGCCCGCCCGGCCCCCAGGGCGCCCGUGGCUUCCCCGGGACCCCCGGCCUGCCUGGAGUCAAAGGCCACCGGGGCUACCCCGGCCUGGACGGCGCCAAGGGAGAGGCGGGAGCGCCUGGAGCCAAGGGCGAGUCCGGCUCCCCGGGCGAGAAUGGCUCCCCCGGCCCCAUGGGUCCCCGCGGGCUGCCCGGAGAGCGAGGACGCCCGGGCCCCUCGGGCGCUGCGGGCGCUCGUGGCAACGACGGCCUCCCGGGCCCGGCCGGGCCCCCCGGUCCCGUCGGCCCCGCAGGAGCCCCCGGCUUCCCCGGCGCCCCCGGCUCCAAGGGUGAAGCGGGUCCCACCGGAGCGCGAGGACCCGAGGGUGCCCAGGGCCCCCGUGGGGAAUCCGGGACCCCCGGCUCGCCCGGCCCCGCCGGCGCCCCCGGGAACCCAGGGACCGACGGCAUCCCCGGAGCGAAGGGAUCGGCGGGAGCUCCAGGCAUCGCCGGCGCUCCAGGAUUCCCCGGCCCCCGCGGCCCACCCGGACCCCAGGGAGCCACCGGCCCGCUGGGCCCCAAGGGACAGACGGGCGAGCCCGGCAUCGCAGGAUUCAAAGGCGAGCAGGGACCCAAGGGAGAGACGGGCCCCGCAGGACCCCAGGGUGCCCCCGGACCGGCCGGGGAGGAAGGGAAGAGAGGAGCCCGCGGAGAACCCGGAGCUGCUGGACCUUUGGGGCCACCUGGAGAGAGGGGAGCUCCCGGCAACCGCGGCUUCCCCGGGCAGGACGGGCUGGCCGGCCCCAAGGGGGCCCCGGGCGAGCGCGGCCCUGCUGGCCUGGCCGGCCCCAAAGGAGCCACCGGCGACCCCGGACGCCCCGGAGAGCCCGGCCUGCCUGGAGCCAGGGGUCUCACAGGUCGCCCUGGGGACGCUGGGCCCCAAGGCAAAGUCGGCCCCACAGGUGCCCCUGGCGAGGACGGACGUCCCGGACCCCCCGGCCCCCAGGGGGCUCGGGGCCAACCUGGUGUUAUGGGAUUCCCUGGUCCCAAAGGUGCCAAUGGCGAGCCUGGAAAAGCUGGUGAAAAAGGACUUCCUGGAGCACCGGGGCUGAGGGGACUUCCUGGCAAGGACGGAGAGACCGGAGCCGCCGGACCCCCAGGACCUGCUGGCCCGGCAGGGGAGAGGGGAGAGCAAGGAGCCCCCGGCCCCUCCGGCUUCCAGGGACUGCCAGGGACACCGGGUCCCCCCGGCGAGAGUGGCAAGCCCGGAGACCAGGGCGUUCCUGGAGAAGCUGGAGCCCCCGGGCUCGUGGGUCCCAGGGGCGAGCGUGGCUUCCCCGGCGAGCGCGGCUCUCCCGGCGGCGCCCAGGGCCUGCAGGGGCCCCGCGGCCUCCCCGGCACCCCCGGCACCGACGGACCCAAGGGUGCCACCGGCCCCGCCGGGCCCAACGGCGCCCAGGGACCCCCGGGGCUGCAGGGGAUGCCCGGGGAGAGAGGAGCCGCUGGCAUCGCCGGUCCCAAGGGGGACAGGGGAGACGUUGGAGAGAAAGGACCUGAGGGAGCCCCCGGAAAGGACGGAGCUCGCGGUCUGACCGGUCCCAUUGGCCCCCCCGGCCCCGCUGGCCCCAACGGUGAGAAGGGCGAGUCUGGCCCCCCCGGCCCGUCCGGAGCCGCCGGAGCCCGUGGUGCCCCCGGAGAGCGCGGAGAGCCCGGAGCCCCCGGCCCUGCUGGAUUCGCCGGACCCCCGGGUGCUGAUGGCCAGCCCGGAGCCAAGGGCGAGCAGGGCGAGCCUGGCCAGAAGGGUGACGCCGGAGCCCCCGGGCCUCAGGGUCCCUCCGGGGCUCCUGGACCGCAGGGUCCCACAGGUGUCACCGGUCCCAAAGGAGCCCGGGGCGCUCAGGGACCCCCGGGAGCCACUGGAUUCCCUGGAGCCGCCGGACGCGUCGGACCCCCCGGCCCCAACGGUAACCCCGGACCCCCAGGACCGCCCGGCUCCGCGGGCAAGGACGGCCCCAAGGGCGCGCGGGGCGACGCGGGACCCCCGGGCCGAGCGGGGGACCCGGGGCUGCAGGGCCCCGCCGGCCCUCCCGGCGAGAAGGGCGAGCCCGGCGAGGAUGGCCCCGCGGGUCCGGACGGUCCCCCCGGUCCCCAGGGGCUGGCAGGACAGCGCGGCAUCGUGGGGCUGCCGGGGCAGCGCGGCGAGCGCGGCUUCCCGGGGCUGCCCGGACCCUCGGGAGAGCCCGGAAAACAGGGAGCACCUGGAUCUGCUGGUGACCGGGGACCCCCCGGGCCUGUGGGACCCCCUGGGCUGACUGGACCAGCCGGAGAGCCUGGAAGGGAGGGAAAUCCCGGCGCUGAUGGACCCCCGGGCAGGGAUGGGGCGGCAGGAGUGAAGGGCGAUCGUGGUGAGACCGGCCCCGUGGGCGCUCCCGGCGCUCCCGGCGCUCCCGGCGCUCCCGGCCCCGUGGGACCCACUGGAAAACAGGGAGACAGGGGAGAGACGGGUGCUCAGGGUCCCAUGGGUCCCUCUGGCCCUGCUGGCGCCCGGGGGAUGCCGGGUCCCCAGGGGCCGCGCGGUGACAAAGGCGAGGCGGGCGAGGCUGGAGAGCGCGGCCUGAAGGGGCACCGGGGCUUCACCGGGCUCCAGGGGCUGCCCGGGCCCCCCGGUCCUUCUGGAGACCAGGGCGCUGCCGGACCUGCGGGUCCCUCCGGGCCCAGGGGUCCCCCCGGCCCAGUGGGCCCCUCAGGCAAGGACGGCUCCAAUGGGAUGCCCGGACCCAUCGGCCCCCCUGGACCCCGGGGCAGGAGCGGCGAGCCCGGCCCGGCGGGCCCGCCCGGGAACCCCGGCCCGCCCGGCCCCCCUGGGCCCCCCGGCACCGGUAUCGACAUGUCGGCGUUCGCGGGGCUGGGGCAGCCCGAGAAGGGCCCCGACCCCGGGCGCUACAUGCGGGCGGACGAGGCGGCGCCGGGGCUGCGGCCGCACGACGCCGAGGUGGACGCCACCCUCAAGGCCCUCAACAACCAGAUCGAGAGCAUCCGGAGCCCCGAGGGCUCCCGCAAGAACCCGGCCAGGACCUGCCGAGACAUCAAACUCUGCCACCCCGACUGGAAGAGCGGUGAUUACUGGAUUGACCCCAACCAGGGCUGCACCCUGGACGCCAUCAAGGUCUUCUGCAACAUGGCCACGGGGGAGACGUGCGUGUACCCCAGCCCCGGCAGCAUCCCCAGGAAGAACUGGUGGAGCAGCAAGGCCAAGGAGAAGAAGCACGUCUGGUUCGGCGAGACCAUCAACGGCGGCUUCCACUUCAGCUACGGCGCUGAGGAGCUGGCGCCCAACACGGCCAACAUCCAGAUGACCUUCCUGAGGCUGCUGUCCACCGAGGGCUCCCAGAACGUCACCUACCACUGCCGCAACAGCGUGGCCUACCUGGACGAGGAGUCGGGCAGCCUGAGGAAGGCGCUGCUCAUCCAGGGCUCCAACGACGUCGAGAUCCGCGCCGAGGGCAACAGCAGGUUCACCUACAGCGUGCUGGAGGACGGCUGCACGAAACACACGGGGAAGUGGGGCAGGACUGUCAUUGAGUACCGCUCACAGAAGACCUCGCGCCUGCCCAUCGUGGACAUUGCACCUAUGGACAUUGGGGGACCUGAGCAGGAGUUUGGGGUCGACCUCGGCCCCGUCUGCUUCUUGUAAAAAAAAAAAAAGGAUUUUUUUGGUGUGGUUGUUUGUUUUUGGUUGUCGUGGUUUUUGUUUGGUUUGCUUUGGUUUUGUUUUUUUUUUUUAAAAAAGCCCGGCCUGAUUCCUUAAAAAAAGAAAAAAAACCACAAGAAACGGGAUCUACCCCAAAAAGGAGCUGAGAAGUUCUGCACUGAAAGGGCUCACCCCGAAUCAGGGAGCAACCACCUCAUCCCAACACCAGAAUCAAAGGAAAAACCCGUAAAUAUUUAUUUAUUCUCUUCCUGGAAGACCUGUUUUUGAGGUCAGGUGGAGGUGGGAAUGUCAGUGAUCCCUUUUUCCCUGAAAAAAAAAUGGGAUUUCACCAAUCCAGGUAUCAAAAAUCCCCUCCUCACCCCAAAUUUCCCCCUUUCCCCCCAGCAGGAGUGUUCAUGUAUAAUAUGAGUUAAAAAACACACAAAAAAAUCAAAAAAUGGUGCUAUUCUUGUAAAACAAGUCUGUAUUUUUUAACAUCUGUUGGUAUAAAAUGAAAAAAAAUCUAAAAAAAAAAACUUUUGGUCGAAAGUAAAAGUUGAGUUGAGUCUC